AUGUGCUUCCAGGGCCGGCCUAAGGCGGGUGCAGCGGGUUCACUGCACACGGGCGCCUGGCUAGGGGGGGCGCAAAAAUUAGUGCCAGGGUUGGCGCAAAAAUCAGACCUGACCCGGGCAACACCAGUGGAAGCCCUGUACAGCAGUCCGUUUUCAGACUUUGAGGACCCGAGUUCUCUCCAGGCCCAGCUCAGAAAAUCCCGAUCCAUGGACACUUCAGUUAUUGACCUGGCCGAGGCCACGAACCCCAACAACAUCAUGUCCAACCUGGGUCCCAACCAAACCCUGGUUCGCAGCGCCAAGUCAGACUUCAACCUCUGCCUCUCGUCCCAAAAUGGGAUGAACGGAGGGAUGGAUGACGACCAAAGACAGACGCCAGCCGACGACAGUGUCGACGACGGCCGAAGGGAAGUCGUCAGAGCAGUUUACUCGUAUUUGGCGUCCGGAGAUCAUCAGCUAAGCUUCGUCGAAGGCGAUAUUGUUUCUCUUAUCGGAGAGAAAAACAAAGGAUGGCAGUUCGGCGAAAAUUUGCGCACUGGGAGAACCGGUUGGUUCCCGCUUGCUUACACUGAGCAAAUGGUUGGACCAGAGGAAACAAAUGGUCCCCAAGUGAAGCUGGUGAAUGGAUCCGCACUGUCCGGCUCGACAGUGGCAGUGAAUGGACAAGGAGGAAAUUUCGGUCCGACGACGACUUCGACGGCAAAACCUCGGCCUGUGACGAUGUUUGGCGACACUUUGCUCUACAGACUUCCCGGAAAAGCCAAGGUAUUAUAA
This is a messenger RNA of Notodromas monacha, 774 nucleotides long. The record is from the annotation of a GenBank genome assembly. Lineage: Eukaryota; Metazoa; Arthropoda; Ostracoda; Podocopida; Cyprididae.